Molecule: messenger RNA, 954 nt
Organism: Symbiodinium sp. CCMP2456
Lineage: Eukaryota; Dinophyceae; Suessiales; Symbiodiniaceae
Source: the annotation of a GenBank genome assembly
AUGGAGGCGCCACGAGGGCCAAGAGCUAACCGCUCCAAGAAGACUCUCCCGGCGGCUUUCUUCCCGUCCAAGGGCCGCCAUGUGUCGCCUCACACCGGCUCAGGUCGUGGGCUCGGAGAGAAGGCCGCAGGAUUGUCUCCACGAACUCAUGGGGACCAGAGGCAACCACUGGGAGGUGACUCUCCGCCGGCACAAGGUCGCGACCUGAGCUGUGAGGACCUGACGCAGGCCGUCGAGGCCUCGGCUCCAAUCCGACACGACGCGCUGGUCUUCCUGUCGUCGUGCCCGCAACGCCACGGCCACUUUGCCAUCAAGAAGAUGCUCCACCCACCGACGCUUGAGCUGUUCUGCCUCAUCGAGAUCCCGGGCGCGGAACACCAGCGGAAUGUUUUGAGGGCCUCCCUGCAGGAGUGGCUUUCUCGCUGGUGUGAGCUGCAGGUCAGCCACCCCGGGCUCCUGGUGGAACUCCGAGAGGCGUUCUGGGACGCCCCUCUGGGAUACCCCAUGGCCAUCCUCUGCGAGUACAUGCCACUGGGGUCACUGGAUGAUCUAAUCCAGGCCUGUGGAGGGCUUCCAGAGUUGGCCCUGCGUGAGAUCGCGCAGAUGGUGCUAGAGGCUCUGGACUUGCUGCAUUCCAUGGUGCCCCCGGUGGUCCACGGCUGCCUCAAGCCGUCACAGGUUCUCUUCACCGCUUCGGGGAGCCCACGUCUGACCUUCGGCUUGGAGCAGCGCAUCAAGCACUCGCAGGGAUUAGUUGUUGAUGAUGAUGAUGAUGGUGAUGAUGAUGACGGUGACGAUGAUGAUGGUGGUGGUGAUGAUGAUGAUCAUGAUGCCGGAGGGAGGAAUGCAGUCAAGACGAGGCGAACUUCCAAAGUUGUUUGGUUGGUUGGGUCGAGUUCGGGUUUGCCCACCCCGGAAUUGGAGGAGUCGUGCGUGGCUUGGAGGUGGGGCUGA